Messenger RNA from Mytilus trossulus (common blue mussel), 5576 nucleotides. RefSeq names its product eyes absent homolog 1-like. The record is from RefSeq and is a predicted model, not a curated record. Lineage: Eukaryota; Metazoa; Mollusca; Bivalvia; Mytilida; Mytilidae. Gene Ontology annotation, biological process: multicellular organism development; positive regulation of DNA repair; cell differentiation. Gene Ontology annotation, cellular component: nucleus. The coding region runs from base 225 to 2168 and encodes 647 amino acids. Gene Ontology annotation, molecular function: protein tyrosine phosphatase activity. The transcript is spliced from 22 exons.
UUUACCCAUCAUCCUGGAAGAAAUGGCGAACAUUUGAACCGAAGAAGUACACCUGAUAGAAUAUUUAAUUUCAUUGAUUUUUAUUAAUAACAGGAUUGACAAGUAGUAAAUAAGUUUAAGAUAUAAAUCACACAAUGGCAUUCCUGGUCUCAGCAUAAAGUAAGAAAGUUUUCACAGCAACUAUGGUGAAGAUUAAAGCAAGGUGAUUAAACCACUGUGUAACCAUGGCAACUUUGACAGAAGAGGUUAACGGGUUUAGCCAUGGAAAAAGAUCGGUCACCCCAGAUUCUGUUAAUGAAGAACAAGAGGUGAAGCGAGCAAGGAAAGAUAACAGCUUAGACAAUAACCUUGUUGACGAUCGACUUAUAGAAGUUUCUCCUUUGUUAGAGCAGUCUUCAUUAGAUAGUCACCCCAAUCAUUCACCAUUACACAACCAAUCAAAAGAAUCAUCACUAGAUCUACCAGUUAAUGGCACCACAAAUGGUGGCUUGUCAACAGAAGAUGGCACCACUUUCACUAGUGAAGACAGUUGGGUAGUGACGACUGUUAGUUCACCUGUAGUAAAGGCUGAACCUGCAGCAGUUGUAUCUAACUCUCCCACCACUAUCACAUUAGCAUUACCGUCCAACACAUCAACAUUGGAACAAACAGAUCCAUUAGCAGUAGCCACAAGUGAGAUAGACAAGAGUGCAGAAUUAACACCCACAGAUUUAACUAAUUUCUUAAACAGUGCUACCAUACCAAUAGUUGUAUCAUCUGACGGCAGUGUUCAAAUACUAACGACAACAACAGCCAUGAAUACGUACCUUGGUCAGAACUCAUUCCCUAACACAGGAUUCUAUCCACCCCAGUAUGCUGGAGCAGCUUAUGCCCCAGAAUUAAAAAUAAAGACUCAGGCAGGAAACCAACAAAACUAUUUAAGUUACCAAGCAGGCUACAACCAGACAGCCGCUUAUUGCUUCAAUCCACAAGUACCGUUUACAACCAACUCCACAGCAGCAGCAGCCGCGGCAGCCGCAUAUCAACAGUCAUCGGGAAUCGAUGGCUUCAGUUAUAACUAUCCUGGUGGGAAUCCAUACUACCCAAGCUAUCAGCUGGCAAACAGUACGACUGCUACAGCCUCACCGUCAAACUCACAAGUGUACACAUUGAUGGAUACCCCCACAACAACAACAGUAGUAAGAAAUAUACCAAAUAUACCAAAUGGUCAAAGACCUGUUGACACAACUGAACCUCCGUAUUCUUCACAGAUCCCAAGUCCCUCACCUCCAUUAUCAUCUACAAAUAGCACAAAGAGAAGAAGUGGCAGUCGAGCAGGUAGAAGAACAAACCCCUCACCUGGACCUGAGUCUGAUUUAGAACGUGUAUUUGUGUGGGAUUUAGACGAGACAAUUAUUAUAUUUCAUUCAUUACUCACAGGAGUGUAUGCACAACGAUAUGGAAAGGAUCCCCAACAAACAGUACAGUUAGGAUUACGGAUGGAGGAAAUGAUAUUUAAUUUAGCAGAUACACAUUUAUUUUUUAAUGAUUUAGAGGAAUGCGACCAAGUCCACAUUGACGAUGUGUCAUCUGAUGACAAUGGACAAGAUUUGAGUGGAUACAAUUUUGCAGUAGAUGGUUUCCAUGCAGCAGCCACAAACCCCAAUGUAUUAGCCGGGAUGAGGGGAGGUGUAGACUGGAUGAGGAAAUUAGCUUUUAGAUAUAGAAGGAUAAAGGAAAUAUAUAAUAGCUACAGAAAUAAUGUUGGAGGUUUAAUUGGUCAACAGAAACGAGACAAUUGGUUACAAGUACGGCAAGAUAUUGAAACCUUAACUGACAACUGGCUCACACUAGCAUUAAAAUGCUUACAGAUUAUAAAUUCAAGGUCAAACUGUGUUAAUGUACUAGUCACAACCACACAACUGGUUCCAGCUUUAGCUAAAGUUUUAUUAUAUGGUCUUGGAGGUGUGUUCAAUAUAGAAAAUGUUUACAGUGCUACAAAAAUAGGAAAAGAUAGUUGUUUUGACAGAAUAGUUGCAAGAUUUGGCAGGAAGUGUACAUAUGUUGUCGUUGGUGAUGGCCGUGAUGAAGAACAAGCAUCUAAACAAAUGAAUUUCCCAUUCUGGAGGAUAUCAAACCAUUCCGACCUAGCUGCCUUAAAUCAUGCAUUAGAAUUAAACUACCUCUGAUAUGUGAUAAGGACAGAAAUUUCUGCCAUCAAAAAAACUUGCCUCUAUUCCAGACCAUGUGUGAUGUCAUUUCCCAUCAUGCAAUAGACUGUUUCCUGUCAGCAUUGCAUUGUGGGACAGUUGUGCCAUGAACUGCCAUUGUUGACAAUUGGACCAUAGGAGGUUAAGAUAACCUUGACACUAACCAAAGAUUUAUGUGCACGGGAAGGAAAGCUUCAUGUUGUUGACGUUGUUGAUAUUUUUUACGUCCGUAAAGAGAUUUUAUAAAAUUAUAUAUUGUAAAAUUGGUAUUUAAUAUAUCUUUUUUGGAGAUUGAUGCAGACCACGUGUUAAAGGUCACAGGAUUGACCUUAGAAUGACAUUAAAUCCUGAUAACUUUUGUAUAACAAAGGUUAUGUUAACAGUGACCAUGAUAUAUGUACUGUUUAAAGUGCUUCAUGUUUUUAUGUUCUAAUGAAUGCAAUAUAUUUAUCAUUACAUGUACAACUUAAUUGGUCCAAAACUAUUAUUAUUGCUCAUAUAUAUAUAUAUACAGAAACAAGACGAUAGUACAGCGCUUCAUUCAAAUCAGUCUUUGAAUUCUAAGCAAUUUUAAUUCAUUUUUAAAACCAAAGAAUAUAUCACAGAAAAAGGUGCUCUCAAUUAGUUUGUAGAUAUAGUAUUCAGAAUACAUUGAACUCAAAGUUUCAUUUUAGAGCAUAGCAUUCAGAAUACAAGUAGAUCACUAAUAAGUAAAUUGAAGGUACAUAUUCAAGUAUGUUUAGUCAGUAAAGUGUAUAUCAAAAUGAGCUUUAAGAAGCAUAUUGUCAUUUAGGAAAUUAGCCCAUUAUGCAAUUUUAAAGCUCCCUAAAAUUUAGGGUAUUGUGACCCACUUUGUACAGAGUAAUAGUAUUUAUAUUCUUUGGUGCUUUAACCAUAAAUUUUUCAGCAUUCAGAUCAAACCAAAGUCCCACUGUAUUGUACAUAAAACCAACACUAUAUCUUGCUAACAGCAUGAACAUAUCAGUGUAUAUUAUUGUAUAUUUUACAUGUAUGCAGAUGACAAUCAAAAUGUUAAGAGAAUUGUAAAGAUAAUCAAAAUAUUCUGUUAUUAUAAAGGAAUGUGACCUGUUAUACUAUAAACUGUUGAUGUGUUGACCAAAUUUCUUGUACUUGUGCUCAAUUCCAUAAAAUUUUACCUUCAGUGCUUAAGAAAUAUGUAUAUGUAACAAAAUAACACAGUUUGUUCGUGUGACUCAAAUAUAUAUUUUCCUGAGUUCCCUGUACAAGUACAGUUUUUGUAUCACCAACAACAAAUUUUCUAGAAAAACCAUAUAACAACCUAAGUAGAACUGAUUACUUACAAGAAGACAAGGUUACUUCAUUCAUUGUUUAUGUUCUAAUAAUUUGGAAAAGAAAAUUACAAUCACAGAGGUGUUCUGUUUUAAGUUCAUCUACCGACAAUCAAUAUUUGGCGAUUACAAUUCCUUUAUAUAAUUGGUUUCUAACACAGCUACAUUUGCUUUUAUCUUCUGGGACUACAGACAUUAGUUGGUAAAAAUCUUUUAUUGUCCUAUGACCAAGCAUUGAUCCAAAAAGGGUUCUGUCUGGUCUGGAAAUGGGAGGGGGCUCUUCCAUGUUUUUGUUGAUUUUUACAUUAUUUAAAAAAGAAUCACCAAAGGGGUAGGGGAGUGGCUAUUCUAGAGAUGGAACACCCUUGAAUAAGUUUAACUAGACAGAAAAUUUACUCUUUGAAGUUUAGCAAUAUUUUUGGUCACUUUUUUCCAGAAAGAAUUACGUUUUUCCCUUAUUGUUAAGGUGCAUACUGCACAGCCCAUUUUUCUGUACUAUGGUUUUCAAACUAAAUUUCUAAUAAAAAUUCAGAUAAAAUAGUUUUAGACUGUCUUGAAUAAUUUCUCAUGCUUUUUACAGGUCACAUUCCUUACAAUCCAAUUAUUACUAUUAUAUGAUGGCUUUAAUUAAUCUCAGUAUUUAUAUCUCAUGGUUGUGAGAGACUUGUUGCUUUAUUCAGUUAAUCAAAAUAUGCUAACUCAGAAUGAUAAACUGUUCAGAUUUUGGCAAUUAUUUUUAAGUCCAAAGCAUUAUUAUCCAUGGAUUGCUUAUGGUUGUGGGAGUGUCUGUUGUCAUCCUCAACCAUGUAUAGCUAAAUUAGUUUGGAUGUGAUAGGUUUUAUUCCAAGUGAUGAUUGUCUUAUAUUUAAAUUGUGAUCUUUUCAUUUUUCUGCAAUAUUUGGCCACCAAGUUUGAUGUAAAUAAUAAACACAAUAUGUACAAAAAAACAUCAAAAUUUUUUCAAACAUGUAAUCAGCUAAGUCCAGAAUGGUAUUGAGGAUGCCAUGGAAAUAUAUAUGCUGCAGUUAAAUCCACUGAUUUAGCAAUCUCAUAACAUGCAGGAAAUUACCCCCCACACAAAUAGUUUGCAGAAAGUUAUAUUGAUGUUGAGUGCAGUGCACAUUUACCCAUAGCACAAACAAAUUAUGCAUUGAAAUCCCACACAAAUCAAAAUAUAAUAACAAUAAACAAUCUUAAUAAUUAUAAAAAUUUAAGGAAGAUUUUAUUGAUAAAGUAAUAGAAAAAAGUUUAUUAAUCAAGAAUUUUAUGUUAACCCUUUAUACAUUUUGAGAGAGAUUUGAAUGGAAAUGAACAUCUACAUUUUUAUUAAUGUUUGAUAAAAAAAAAAAUAAGCCUUUUAAAUGAUUAUAAUAUGAAAUACAUUAAAAUCAAUUUACCUUUAGUAUUUUAUGCAACAUUUAGGGAACACAGAUGGAUUUUAUAUGGUUAUUACACAAUUUAUAAUUUAUGAAUCGAUGGGAAAAAAGGUAUUUUAAAGAAAAACAAAUCAAUUUAUGUAUUAAAUUUUAAUGUAUUUUAAAUGUUAUAUUGUUUUUGAUGUGACUGUCAGUUUUAUAAAUUUUAUGCACUGUUACAAUUUGAAUUCCCUGCAUCAUAUUACUGUUCAGGAUACUCUAUUAUUAAUGGAACAUUGAUCGCUGGAACAUUUUGUCUUCAUCUCUAUAUCCAUUUCAUAUUAUAUUUACAGGAGAAAUGAACCAAAGAUUUUGUAUAUACCAUUCAACAAGGGACUUGAAAUCCUUUUCAUUCAUUUGUUUUCAUUUAAUACUCAUUGAUAAGAAAUAUUAUGAUUUAUAUAUUAUUUACCUGGGGACAGGCUAUUUUCACCUGUACCCGAACCUACCUUCAUGGCCAUACAUCCAGGUUGUAAAAUCUACAGUAAAUUGUUGAUGUUUUGUUAUUGUUUAUAUUGGCGUGUGUCAGUAUCACAGUGGAUACUGAUGUUGUAAAAUAUCAUUGGUCAUUGUAUCAUAUUAAAGGGAGAGUACUCUAUCAUAACAGACAAAAUUUGUCAAGCAUGAAAUGAUAAUGCAAUAAAAAAAGAUGUAUGACAAUA